AUGGAGAGUAGAUUUCACAAAUAUCUUUGCAUCCGUAAUACUUCCAAUAGUAUUAAUUAGGAGGGCAAGUUGGACAAAUAUUAUUUGUUGGUGUUCCAUAAUAGCAUUAUGUACACUAGUUAUUCUCUGGACCUGUGCAUGAAAUACAAGAUGGAUAACAUUAUCGUUUAGAGACAUGAAUAUUUCUUAAUGAAACCAAUCCUUAAUUUGCAUUAGAAGAUGUAAAUUUCAUAUUGCCAGAAAUUUAAUUUGUACCUGUUGUUGAUUGAAUAGUAAAAUUUACUGUUCUAACCUCAAAAGGAUGAGAAUCACAAAAUCCAGUUGUCAUUGAAAAAGUUGAUGGAGAAGUAUAGGAAUAUUGAUAAGAAAAUUAAUCUAAUGUAAAUUACAAAUUUUGAGAUGACCAUGUACCUUGAAAAUAUAAAUCUACAGACAUCCAGUAUCCAUCCAUGA
This is a messenger RNA of Paramecium sonneborni, 453 nucleotides long. NCBI's taxonomy places the organism in Eukaryota, Ciliophora, Oligohymenophorea, Peniculida, Parameciidae. The record is from the annotation of a GenBank genome assembly.